UGACAUAAUCUGACGUUGACUCACUGUGUUUACGGUGUGAAAUUCAUUGUUCAAUCGGCAAAGUUGCGGAACGUUUCAUUUCGACGCAAUAUUUUUCAUUAAUUUAUAAAUUUAUUUAUUGAGCUCAUAAACAAGCCGAAAGUAUCAAUUAUGCCACAUCCAUUGGGUUCGUCGGAAAAAACACCGGUCGCUGCAUUGCAUGAGUUUUGUGUACAGAACGAUGAGGUGUUGAUGUUUGAUGAAAAUGUGCAACAUAAGACCGAUCUCAAAAUGUUCUCUUGCAUUGCAACUGCGUUCGAUUUGUAUGCCAGAGGCUCGGGCCGAUCGAAAAAAGAAGCCAAACAUGAUGCUAGCGCAAAAUUAAUUGCUAAGCUGAAAAGUCUGGAUCGAUUCAAACAUACAUUUCAAAAAGUACCGAUAACACCACGACCAACAUCCGACAGUGAUGCCGUCAUGGCUUUACGUGACAUCUGUGUCCAGCGAAAUUGGCCACUUCCGACAUUUCAUUAGAUGCAAUCAUGUGGACAGCCCCAUGCGCCGAUAUUUACGUACGUUUGCCAAAUAGCAAGUAUCAAACGCACCGGCACAUUUUCAACGAAAAAAGGUGCAAAGCAAAUCGCUACUCGCGCAGUGAUCGACGUCGUACAGAAUUUUGGACUAAAUGAGGAACAAAUGCAAGUUGCGACUGUUGUUGAUGCUGAACAAAAGGAAAGGGGCGCCGUUGAUGCUGAACCAUUGCCCACAUACAAUGAACUCAAAGAAUCACAGGCAAAACUGUGGACGCCACGAAUACGCGAUCGACACAACUAUUUUCUUCAGCUACCCAAAGACGACCGAAAUGAAGCCGAAAAGAUUUUGAUGGAUGAUUCAUCUACCAUCUAUGGCACCAGCAAAAACAAGGUUGAUCUGAUAUGCGCUGCUCUCAAACUCAAAUACAACGUCAUCGAUAUUCCGAACCAUCAACAAGAGUUCAAGGUUUUCUACUUGCAUGGCAAUCAUGACUGUGUUAUUGCGGCCAAAGAAACAGACGUGUACGACCGCGUCAUUGAUCAUUUCAAAACAAUGCUGAACCUUCAGAAAUUUUGAACAAUCAUCUUUCAAAGGGAGUCUAUUUAUACGUCUAUCUAUUUUGGUUGAGCAAAAAAUGUUGCUUUUUAUGAAUAUGACUGAAAUCUACAGUUUUAGAUGUUAAUAUCGAAAUACAUUUAGAUUAAGUCAUUUCAGUAAUGAUAUCCGAAAGUCGGAACUAAAUUCUCGGGACUUUCACUAAAUUCAUUCAUUUAUGCAACUUUGGAGCAAUAAAUUACUUUCAAUGUAAA
Messenger RNA from Sitodiplosis mosellana (orange wheat blossom midge), 1319 nucleotides. RefSeq lists its product as uncharacterized. The record is from RefSeq and is a predicted model, not a curated record. Lineage: Eukaryota; Metazoa; Arthropoda; Insecta; Diptera; Cecidomyiidae. The transcript is spliced from 3 exons. Bases 151 to 510 code for a protein of 119 amino acids.